This is a messenger RNA of Penicillium diatomitis, 3369 nucleotides long. RefSeq names its product putative mRNA splicing factor RNA helicase (Cdc28). NCBI's taxonomy places the organism in Eukaryota, Fungi, Ascomycota, Eurotiomycetes, Eurotiales, Aspergillaceae. Bases 1 to 3369 code for a protein of 1122 amino acids. The transcript has a single exon. Gene Ontology annotation, cellular component: catalytic step 2 spliceosome; intracellular anatomical structure. The record is from RefSeq and is a predicted model, not a curated record. Gene Ontology annotation, molecular function: RNA binding; ATP binding.
AUGGACAACAAGACCUUUGUCUCAGACUCACUCAUUCGACUUACCGGCGCAUCUGACCCGAUUGCGGUAGAUUUUGUCCUUGCAGAAGCUUCGUCUGCCAAGUCUGUCUCUGCCUUGCAAGAUAAGCUCGUUUCAUUUCUCGAUGGCAGCCCCGAUGAGAUCGGCGCAUUCUGCGGGCAGUUGUUUUCACGCGUCGGCAAGAACAGCCAGUCCAGUACGUCGACUUUAAAAUCGUCUAGCAGCAAAGAAUCGUCGAAAAAGAAAUAUCGUCUGGUGGACAUGGGAGAGGACCUUCCCGACCCAGCAUCUUCACUAGGACCUGUCAACGUCGAGGCGGAACGAGAUCGACGUCGACACCGUGAUCGAGAUCGAGAUCGCGAUCGCGACCGCGACGCAGACUAUGACCGAGAUCGAAGUCGUCGAGAGAAGGAUGAUAGCAGGAAACGGGACCGCAGCCGGGAUGCUCAAAGUCGGGAUCGCCCACGAACAAAGAAAUUGCGGCAGAGAGACACAGACGAUUUCGAUAAUCGAUGGGGCGAUGAGGAAAUUGGAGAUGAUGAGCGAUAUGCCGACGAAGUCGACUUUGUGGAAUCGCCCGCGAAACGGACCAGACUUGAAGAUGGUUCCGCCUCACCGCGCCCCUCCUCCCCGGUCGAAGACAUCGACCCACAGACAAAGCAGGAAUUGGAGCGGCAGAAGGGUUUGCGCGAACGAGAUGAGUUUGCGAAGCGAUUGGCCAAUAAGGACAGUUCCAAAUCGAAGAAAAUUGUGGAGGACCGGACUCGUGAUAGUGAAGCGGCAAAGAGACGUGCGUUGGCGGAUGAUGCAGCUGCUCGAUCGGCCGUGAUGCCCGAUCUGCGCGAGCGCUCGCGACAGGAAUAUCUGAAGAAGCGUGAAGCGGAGCGACUUGCCCUGCUGCGAAGCCAGGUCGCCGAGGAGACGGCCGAGCUUCGAGAGAACCCCAAUCUGACACGCAAAGAGAAGGAGGAAUUUGCACGCAACCGUGAGGUUCUCCGAAUUGCCGAGGAGCGGCUUCGAAUUGACGAUCACCGAGAUGGGUAUAUGAUGCCAGAGGACUAUAUCACAGAGAAAGGCAAGAUCGAUCGGAAAAAGAAGGAAGAAGCCCUGUACAAGCGGUACGUGGACCGAGAUGAAUCUGGUCAAGAAAGAUUCGUGACCGAGCACGAAGAAUGGGAGCUGGAACAGGCCGCCAAAGCCAAAGCACAAAUCAAGAAAGCGGAGUUUGUGGAUGAGGGCGACUACGAAUAUGUCUUCGACGACACACAACAAAUUAAUUUCGUGAUGGAGUCCAAGAUCGAAGGAACCCAGAAGCCCAUGACACAGGAGCAAUUGCGAUUCAAGCAGCAGGUGGAUGCUGCCGAGAAGAAAGCGGCGACUAUGGAAGAGACCCGGAAAAGCUUGCCAAUCUACCAAUUCCGCGAUCAGAUCAUUCAGGCUGUUCAUGACCACCAGGUACUCAUCAUUGUUGGUGAAACUGGUUCAGGAAAGACCACACAAAUCCCGCAAUAUCUUCACGAGGCUGGCUUCACUAAAGAUGGCCUGAAGAUUGGAUGCACACAGCCCCGUCGAGUCGCUGCGAUGAGUGUUGCGGCGCGUGUGGCCGAAGAAAUGGGCACUAAGCUUGGAAAUGAGGUUGGAUACGCCAUCCGUUUCGAGGACAACACCAGCGACAAGACCAUCCUGAAGUACAUGACCGACGGUAUGCUCCUGCGUGAAUUACUCACCGAGCCUGAUCUUGGCCAGUAUUCGGCACUUAUGAUCGACGAGGCUCACGAGCGUACGGUGCCGACCGACAUAGCCUGUGGACUGCUCAAAGAUAUUGCCAAAGCUCGGCCUGACCUAAAGCUGCUGAUCUCUUCGGCUACCAUGGAUGCACAGAAGUUCCAAAAAUACUUUGACGAUGCCCCCAUUUUCAAUAUUCCUGGUCGUCGAUACCCUGUCGAUGUGCACUAUACAUCGCAGCCCGAGGCCAAUUACCUCGCUGCUGCCAUUACCACCGUGUUCCAGAUUCAUGUCACUCAAGGCCCCGGGGACAUCCUUGUCUUCUUGACGGGUCAAGAGGAAAUUGAAGCCGCCGAGCAAAGUCUACAAGAAACGGCGCGGAAAUUAGGCAGCAAAAUCCCGGAGAUGAUCAUCUGUCCCAUUUAUGCUAAUCUCCCGUCCGAACUUCAGACCAAGAUCUUCGAACCCACGCCGCCCAAGGCUCGUAAAGUCGUGCUGGCUACGAAUAUUGCCGAGACCAGUCUGACCAUUGACGGAAUUGUCUACGUGAUCGAUCCUGGCUUUGUCAAGGAGAACGUGUUCAAUCCUCGAACUGGCAUGGAAAGUCUCGUUGUGACUCCCUGCUCCCGAGCCUCUGCCAAUCAGCGAGCUGGUCGUGCUGGACGUGUAGGACCAGGAAAGUGUUUCCGGCUGUACACGAAGUGGGCGUACUACAAUGAGCUCGAAGAGAACACUACACCUGAGAUCCAACGUACCAACCUCAACAGUGUGAUUCUGAUGCUCAAAUCUUUGGGCAUUGACCAGCUGCUUGAUUUUGAUUUCAUGGACCCUCCACCUGCCGAGACCAUCAUUCGUGCAUUAGAGCAACUUUAUGCUCUUGGUGCACUGAACGACCGAGGCGAGCUCACCAAGGUCGGCCGACAAAUGGCCGAGUUCCCCACAGAUCCCAUGCUCGCCAAGGCUAUUCUCGCAGCGGGCCAGUACGGCUGCGUUGAGGAAGUACUGUCUAUCGUGUCCAUGCUCGGUGAGGCUAGUGCGCUCUUCUUCCGUCCCAAGGACAAGAAGAUCCAUGCCGACAGCGCGCGCAACCGCUUCACCAUCAAAGAAGGUGGUGAUCACCUCACUCUACUCAAUAUCUGGAAUCAAUGGGUCGAUUCUGAUUUCAGCUUCGUCUGGGCCAAGGAAAACUUCCUCCAACAACGAAGUCUUACUCGCGCUCGUGAUGUCCGAGAUCAGCUCGCCAAACUCUGUGAUCGCGUCGAGGUCUCCAUCAGUACAUGCGGAUCCACCAAUCUCGUUCCCAUUCAAAAGGCCAUUACCUCUGGAUUUUUCCCGAAUGCGGCUCGACUCCAACGAGGAGGAGACAGCUACCGGACCAUCAAGAACGGGCAAUCGGUCUAUCUGCAUCCGUCGAGUACUCUGUUUGAGGUCAACCCCCGCUGGGUGAUCUACUUUGAACUGGUGUUGACAAGUAAAGAGUAUAUGCGAAGCAACAUGCCUCUGCAAGCGGAAUGGCUGGUGGAAGUGGCGCCGCAUUAUUACAAGAAGAAGGAUCUGGAGUCAUUGGGGCUGGACCGCAAGGUUCCUAAAGGCACGGGGGCGGCUGGGGAGAAGAGUCGGAGCUGA